This is a messenger RNA of Microthlaspi erraticum, 2766 nucleotides long. The record is from the annotation of a GenBank genome assembly. Lineage: Eukaryota; Viridiplantae; Streptophyta; Magnoliopsida; Brassicales; Brassicaceae.
AUGGACGACGCGUUCAAGGAGGAGAUAGAAAUGGGGAGCUCUGUGGAGUCGUUAAUGGAGCUGCUGGAAUCGCAGAAGAAGCUUUUCCACAGCCAGAUCGAUCAGCUCCAAGAUGUCGUCGUUACGCAAUGCAAACUCACAGGCGUUAACCCCCUCGCGCAAGAAAUGGCUGCUGGUGCUUUGUCCAUUAAAAUUGGAAAGCGGCCAAGAGACUUGCUGAAUCCAAAGGCUGUUAAGCAUCUGCAAGCAGUUUUCGCAGUUAAAGAUGCUAUUAGUAAGAAGGAAUGUCGAGAGUUAAGCGCUCUACUUGGCAUCACAGUCGCCCAGGUUCGAGACUUUUUUUUUACUCAAAGGGCAAGAGUAAAGAAACAGGUGAAGCUUGCAACUGCAAGGGAGAAGGUAGUCAUGUCCAGUUCACUUGCUUUACAAGGUGAAGGUGCUCCGGAAAAUACCAAUGGUGCUCCCGUUCCCCUGAACUCUAUUGUUCCAGAAGGAUCAUCUAUAAGUUGGGCUGAGGGUGAAACAGUGGCACUUAUGCCACAGGAGGAUAUUCCACCUGGCAUCAGUGAUUCAGACAAAUACUUUGUUGAGAAUAUAUUUUCUCGCUUGCAUAAAGCAGAAACAUUUUUAGGCCAGGUGAAAUUAUUGGAGUGGAUCAUGCAGAUACAAGAUCCUUCUGUGCUCAUCUGGUUUUUAUCGAAAGGAGGGGUGUUGAUUCUUACAACAUGGUUGAGUCAAGCUGCUGGUGAAGAGCAAACAAGUGUCUUACUUCUUAUAUUGAAGGUUCUUUGUCAUUUACCUCUCCACAAAGCAUCUCCUGAAAAUAUGUCAGCCAUAUUGCAAAGCGUCAAUGGACUUCGUUUCUAUAGGAAAUCAGACAUAUCAAACAGGGCAAAAGGUUUGUUAUCAAGAUGGACCAAGUUAUUUGCAAAAAUUCAAGCUAUGAAGAAGCAAAACCGUAACAGUUCACAAAUUGAUUCGCAGAGUCAACUGCUUCUGAAACAAAGUAUUGCUGAAAUCAUGGGUGAUAGUACAAAUCCUGAAGAUAUACUCAGUCUCUCAAACGGAAGGUCAGAGAAUGUCAGGAGGUUAAGAUCGUCACAGGGUCCAAAACUUUUGCUUUCUUCGGCAGAUGAGUCGACCAAGAAACACAUGCUUGGCUCAACUCCGUCAUAUAACAAAGAACGCAGGAAAAUUCAAAUGGUGGAGCAACCAGGCCAAAAAGCUGCUGGAAAAAGUCCUCAGACAGUAAGAAUAGGAACUUCAAGUGGAAGCCGCCCUAUGUCUGCUGAUGAUAUUCAGAAAGCGAAGAUGCGUGCUCUUUAUAUGCAGAGCAAGAAUAGUAAAAAGGAUCCUUUACCAAGUGCAAUUGGUGAUUCGAGAACCAUUAUUCCUGAGAAUCCCUUGGCUCUUCAGUCAGCCAAGGAUUCUCCACCUACACAGAGAAAUGAUGAAGCUAAGACUGAAGACACACCUGAACCUUCUUCUGUUCAGCCUGUCAUUUCUCCGGCUGUAAAUGUCCCUGUACAAGCUGAUGAAAAUAGAAAACCUGUGACACCUCCUAAACCUGUGACACCUCCUAAACCUGUGACACCUCCUAAACCUGCGACACCUCCUAAAAGUAUUUCUACUAAGGUGGGAGUUUUGUUGAAAAUGAGUCCACAAAGUAUCCUAAAGAAUUGCAAGAGAACACAGAUUGAUUGGAAUGUACCACCAGGAAUGGAACUUGACGAGGCCUGGAGAGUAGCUGCCGGUGGUAAUAGCAAGGAAGCUGAUGCUCAGAGAAACAGAAAUCGGCGAGAGAGGGAAACAACAUAUCAGUCUCUUCAAACAAUACCGCUGAACCCUAAGGAACCAUGGGACAGGGAAAUGGACUAUGAUGACAGUUUGACUCCUGAGAUUUCGUCUGAACAGCCACCAGAAGAAGUCAUAACAGAACCACAAGAUUCACUUGAUGAACGGCGAACUACAGCUGGUGCUGCCUCGACCUCAUCCCAAACAAGUUCCUCAGAGCCUGAUUUCGAGUUAUUAGCCGCAUUACUUAAUAACCCGGGUCUUGUUUAUGCACUGACAUCUGGCAAGCCGGGUAAUUUAGCCGGCCAGGAUAUGGUAAAACUGCUUGAUGUGAUUAAGACUGGUGAACAAAACUCUAGCAGUAGCUCAAAUAACAAGGUUGAAGAAAGGGUCGAAGAUACUCUUCCAUCUCCCACUCCAACCAAUCCUGUAAUGAGUGUGUGGGGACAAGAAGCAGCUCGGAAUCCAUUUUCAAGGCAGAACCAAGUUGCUAGAUCGAGUACACAGCUUCCUGUUGCUUCAGUGCAAUGGCAAUCAACAAACGAAACCCCUCGACAUGCUCCAUCAGCUUAUAACUCACUCGCAUUGUCACAACAACAACAACCUAUGCAACCAAAACUUCAUUACAAUCAACAUCUUCAGCAGCAACAGCCAAUCCCAGCAACCUCGUAUGCGGUUAGGGAACCGGUAGGACAAAUGGUCACAGCUACUUCUGGUUCAUGGAGGUCUCAGCAGAAUCAGAACAGUUACUACUCACAUCAAGCAAACGAGGUUGCAUCGGCUUCACAAGCUUCUUCUUACCAAGGGAGUAACCAGUACGUGAAUGGCAAUCCAGGGUUUGAAUCAUGGAGUCCUGAUCAUAGCCCAAGUAGAAACCAUCCGAACAUGAGGGGACAACAGCAACAGCAACAUUCGAGGAAACCUGAUUCUUCAUCUCACCCUUAUUGGAACCAAAACAAAAGAUGGCGUUAA